AUGACCUACUCUUCAACUCCUCCACCGCUUCCAGCUCACAACUUCAACAAUAGACAAAGUCAAGACAAUUACCAUCAUGCAAAUUAUUAUUACAAAACAGCUGAAAAUGAAGCACAGAUACCGCUAAAUGAAAGAUACACUGCCUCACCAUUACAAUCUCGUCAACAAUAUUUCCAAAAUUCUACUCCUUCAACACCGGGACAUCCGCAUCAAUCGUUAAGUGUUCAACAUCCCUUCCAUGCUGGAUACGAUUAUAGCCAGAAUUACCAUUAUGCUCCGGAACAAACAUCACCACCACAUCGAUUUCAAGGAAACGAACGUAUAGGUACAAAUUGGGUAAAGGAAGACGACGAUCGAGCAUUCAACAGAAGAUAUGGCGGGGAGAAACAACGAAAUCCCAUUACAAGCUUUCUUAUUGGACCUGUUAGAGUCCCAAUUUUCAGCUACGUAUCGGCUACAGUGAUGGUAGCCAUGCUCAUAUACGAAUUCGUACGAUAUCAUCAACUAACAGGCGGAGUCAUUGAACAAAACCCCUUUAACCCUAUGAUCGGACCAAGUUUUCAGGUACUGGUAAAUACAGGUGCUCGAUUUACGCCAUGUAUACGAAGUGUUCCAAGCCUACCGAGCAACACUACAAUUGGAAACUGUUACCGAACCGCUCAGGACGUCUGCACGUUAGAGGAACUAUGUGGAUUCAACGAGCAAACCGGACAGAGCUUUCGAUUCGUAUUGCCGAUCAUUAUGCAUGCAGGCGUUAUUCACUUUUUACUCAAUAUGUUGACGCAUUUACGGUUGGGAGUGGAUUUAGAAAGAGCACUGGGUACAGUUCGAUAUUUUGUAUUGUAUGCUUGCGCUGGAAUCUACGGCUUUAUUUUAUCGGCAAUGCUUUCGCAGAACUUGACAGCGUCUACAGGCUGUUCGGGAGCCUUGUUUGGUUUAAUUGGUUACAUGUUUAUUGAUGUGCUCGUCAAUUGGAAGUUUUUGCCGCAUCCUAUAAGAGAUUUGAUGGGCUUACUAAUAUCUACCAUUAUAUCAUUGGUAUUGGGAUUAUUGCCUGGUUUGGAUAAUUUUGCACAUGUUGGUGGGUUUGCAGUUGGUAUAUUUAUGGGUAUGCUGAUUGCGCCUAUGCGUCCUAUGGCUACAAGGAGAGUAAUGGUCUUUACUUGGAUGAUGCGAAUCAUAGCUUUAGUUGUUAUUAUCGUAUUAUUCACAGUAUCCCUAAAGCAAUUCUAUUCUGCCGAGGAUCCCAGCAAGAUCUGUCCCAAUUGUAAAUAUCUAUCCUGCCUACCAGUGAAUGGCUGGUGUGAUGUAUGA
Molecule: messenger RNA, 1314 nt
Organism: Mycotypha africana
Lineage: Eukaryota; Fungi; Mucoromycota; Mucoromycetes; Mucorales; Mycotyphaceae
Product: rhomboid family-domain-containing protein
Exons: 3
Coding region: 1-1314 (437 amino acids)
Biological process (GO): proteolysis
Cellular component (GO): membrane
Molecular function (GO): serine-type endopeptidase activity
Source: RefSeq, a predicted model, not a curated record